ACUUCCGAGGCGGCGCCUGCGGGAGAUUCGCCGCCGGCCGCCGGGGCGGAAGCAGCGCCGCGGACCACCUGCCGCCCCGACCGGUAACCUGUGCACCUGCGCCGCCCGCCGCGGAGGAGCCUAGAGGGGCCUGGGCCUCGGCCCCCAGGUGGCCCGGAGCCAGCCUGGAGCAGUGACGCGCAGGAGCUGCCUGCGGCUGGGGGGAAGGGAGGAAGGAGAGAAACAAAGGCGAGUGCGCCUGGCACCGCCCACCAUGUGUCAGUCAGAGGCUCGCCGAGGACCGGAGCUCCGCGCGGCGAAAUGGUGAGAUGCUGCCAGCCGCACCCUAACCCCGCGGUGCCCCGCGUGGACCUCCGGAAGGUCAGAGUGCACAUCCAACGGCCCCGAGGUGGCGGUGGAGCCGGCAGCCGGGGGCCAGGGGAUCAGCCCCCGCGGCUGGAGGGGCCCGGCCCCGGGGGCCUGAGCCGGAGAGCCCGUUUCAGGUUGCACUUCCCCCAGCUGGCCCUGAGGCGGAGGCUGGGACAGUUGAGCUGCAUGUCCAGACCUGCCCUGAAACUGCGCUCGUGGCCCCUGACCGUGCUCUACUACCUCCUGCCCCUGGGCGCCCUCCGCCCGCUCAGCCGGGUGGGAUGGAGGCCCGUGAGCCGGGUGGCGUUGUACAAGUCAGUACCAACUCGCCUGCUGUCCCGGGCCUGGGGCCGCCUCAACCAGGUGGAGCUGCCGUACUGGCUGCGGCGGCCCGUCUACAGCCUGUACAUCUGGACCUUUGGGGUGAACAUGAAGGAGGCCGCCGUGGAGGACCUACACCACUACCGCAACCUUAGCGAGUUCUUCCGGCGCAAGCUGAAGCCGCAGGCCCGGCCCGUGUGUGGGCUGCACAGUGUGAUCAGCCCUUCGGAUGGCAAGAUCCUCAACUUCGGGCAGGUGAAGAACAGUGAGGUGGAGCAGGUAAAGGGGGUCACCUACUCCCUGGAGUCGUUCCUGGGCCCGCGCACUUCCUCCGACGACCUGCCCUUCCCGCCAGCUACCUCCUGCGACUCCUUCAGGAGCCAGCUGGUGACCCGAGAAGGGAACGAGCUGUACCACUGCGUUAUCUACCUGGCCCCCGGCGACUACCACUGCUUCCACUCCCCCACCGACUGGACCGUGUCCCACCGGCGCCACUUCCCAGGCUCCCUGAUGUCCGUGAACCCUGGCAUGGCUCGCUGGAUCAAAGAGCUCUUCUGCCACAACGAGCGGGUGGUGCUGACAGGCGACUGGAAGCACGGCUUCUUCUCGCUCACAGCCGUGGGUGCCACCAACGUGGGCUCCAUCCGAAUCUACUUCGACCAGGACCUGCACACGAACAGCCCGCGCUACAGCAAGGGAUCCUACAACGACUUCAGCUUCGUGAGCCACGCCAACAAGACGGGCAUCCCCAUGCGCAAGGGCGAGCACCUGGGCGAGUUCAACCUGGGCUCCACCAUCGUGCUCAUCUUUGAGGCCCCCAAGGACUUCGACUUUAAGCUGCAAGCAGGACAGAAAAUCCGGUUUGGGGAGGCUCUGGGCUCCCUCUAGAACCUCUUCCCUGGCUGCGGUGGCUGGGGGAGCUUGGCCAGAGGAGUGGGAGGGGUUUCCUGAGGGGAACACGACCCGGCGAGGCCUGGGUCACUCCUUCCUGCUGUCCCAGAGGUGCAGACAAGGAGGUGGUCAGAGCCCCACCUUGUCCUGGACCUCUGUCACCCCCUCUUCCCGUCCUAGAGAAAGGGAGGCUGGGGUGACUUCAGAAUCCAUUUGGAGACAUUUUUAACGUGUUGUAUAAAGCGCAUCUUGUGGCGGAGUGCCCAGUGGGUCUUGAUUUCUGUUGCAGGCGGGAAGCGGUGUUUGUCUUCCCACUGCUCCUCCCAUCACUGCUUCUGGCCUUGCCUCUGCCACCUUCCGACGCUAACUGUGAAACCGCCUCCCCCGCUGGCCACAGCCUUUACUGCAACCACCCUGUUCCCGGGCUGCCAGUGCGCGCCUCGGAGCAGAGCACCCCAUCUUUCUCGUCCGUGUGACGGCCCAUCUCCUCCCCUCCUGGGGUGACGAUAAACAACGUGGAUGUCGGCAGGCCCUGAUGCGUUCUUUGCUGGAGCCGGCGCAUCUGACCAAUGACCAGGGCCCCUGAGGCUGUCCAGAGGGCAAGGGGCAGGCAGGGAAUGGUGGCCCCGGGGGAAAGAGCUGGAAUGUGGAAAACGCUGCUAUUGAUUCAGGGGCUCAGGCAGGAGACAGGAGCCAUGUAGGAGGCCAGUGCCUAGAAAAUCUGUUCCCAGCACACAGGCAUGCAGUCCUGGGGGGCUACUGAUUGUGGGGACAGGGCCAGAUUUCAUGCUUCCUGGGGACGCUGUGAAUUUCUCCUGCAGGAGAAGCCAUUUGAACUUUUUCAACUGUAUCAGUAGCACAGUAUUUUUGUACGAAAAGUGGGAGACUUCUGAACAGUGAUUCAUUUAAUUGCAACAUUUUGAAAUAAAAGAAAAAACC
Sorex fumeus (smoky shrew) is the source of this 2499-nucleotide messenger RNA. RefSeq names its product phosphatidylserine decarboxylase (gene PISD). The record is from RefSeq and is a predicted model, not a curated record. Gene Ontology annotation, cellular component: mitochondrion. Lineage: Eukaryota; Metazoa; Chordata; Mammalia; Eulipotyphla; Soricidae. Bases 301 to 1557 code for a protein of 418 amino acids. The transcript is spliced from 8 exons. Gene Ontology annotation, molecular function: phosphatidylserine decarboxylase activity. Gene Ontology annotation, biological process: phosphatidylethanolamine biosynthetic process.